Hypomesus transpacificus is the source of this 2894-nucleotide messenger RNA. RefSeq lists its product as uncharacterized. The transcript has 2 exons. The record is from RefSeq and is a predicted model, not a curated record. The coding region runs from base 1741 to 2748 and encodes 335 amino acids. NCBI's taxonomy places the organism in Eukaryota, Metazoa, Chordata, Actinopteri, Osmeriformes, Osmeridae. Gene Ontology annotation, molecular function: nucleic acid binding; zinc ion binding.
AUGACCUGGCAGAAUCGACAGGUAUUGGACUGGCUGCUGGCGGAGCGUGGGGGGGGUUUGCACUCUGAUUGGUCAGGUAUGUUGCACAUUCAUACCGAACAACACUGCCCCUACAGGAAGAUUUGCACAAGCUAUGACUGACUUAAAGGCACUGAGACAGGAGGUGAAGGAUAAUGCUGGACACAAAACUGAAUGGUUUGAGAUGAUGAGAGAGAGCUUGGGGGAUUGGGGAUUUAGCUGGGUGAGGAUAGGGAUAGCGGUGCUGCUGACCUUAUUGGCCAUUGUAUUGAUUCUCUGCUGUUGCAUACCCAUUUUCCGGUCUCAUGUCAAAACCCACUAUGCCUGCCCCAUUGUAGCUAAGAUGCAGGAGUCGGAUGACUCACAUGUUUUUUCUCUGUUUAAGAACAGGCUUUCUGCCCCGGACUUGUACCCUGCCCCGGGGGGGAGCAAGGAAGGUCAGGGAGCGGAGGGUCAAAGUGGCUGAAUGAUGUCCCAAACCAGGCCACUCCGGGCGAUGACAAAUCAAUCGAGCCGCUUCGAGGCCGUGGAACAUCGCUCAAUGAGUAUACCAAGCACAUAAUUUUGUUUGUUUUAUGAGUUUAAUUUUUGUUUUAUUAUGUAUAAUUGAGUGAUGUAUAUGUGACUCAGUGAUUUGUGCAUUAAUCAGUGUAGGUUUGUGGAGGACUGCCCUCCCAAACCCAUUUCUGUUGAAUCAUCCAUGGUUUCUCCCCCCUUAAAGAACGUGGCCUAACAAGCCGGGGGGAGUUUUACUCCAGGAUCUGAUGAUACAGAGGAACAAAGGCAAUUCUGAACAGAUAUUUGAGUACUGCAUAUGUUGUUGUAAACUUUAUGUGUGGACUUGAUGUUUGAUCAUAUACCAUCGUGUUUUUGUGAAACUGUGUUUGAGGUUCAGGGGGUACUUAUCUAGCCAAAGGAAGGUUAUAUACUCACACAUAUUGCAGGCUUACAACCAUAUGAGUAGACUGAGCCAAGGUUUCCUUCAGACUGGGGACCUUGUUUACACAACAUGAAUCUGGACAGCUUCAUUACAGACAAACACUAGCUUACUAUUCUACCAUAUACUCACCUAUUAGUCAAAAUUAAAGGAAAUUGGUUCUGAGAGGUUUUUUUUUUUCAAUGUUUAAAUGUUUUACGGGCUACACAAAAAAGAUAGAUUAUUGGCGAAGUGGUGUGGACAGGGAUGUCCACAAAGGGGGGUAUGUGGGGGAUUUUUUUGUGACCUUGUGACCUCAAGAGAGGAGUCAACUAGGACGGGGGUCAGAUGAGGAGAAGAAGACUUGUUUAUCCCCACACUCAAUGGGGAAAGAGGGAGCUGGGAGAGUCACACUCCCCCUCCCGUUUCAAGGGGUUGAAAUGUUUAAAGUAACUGUAAGCGAAAAAUCUGAAAGUAAACUUGAAGGAAUGCAUAUACAAGUUGUCUCACAUUCUCUUCUCUCUGAAUAUUACAGAUGGAGAGGCGAAAAUCUGGCACAAGUACAACAAAAGGGUUUACACAAGCCCUUUCUCAAAGUGUUUAUAUAGGAAGUAAUAAAAAAAGGAACUGUGUUUCUGUUGCGUGUGCAGAGUGAUUUUCCCGUUCAACAAAGCCACUGCCACAUAAAUGCUAUGCACAAACACAUACAUACUAUACAGGGGUAUAGUCUUGAGAGUUUCUCCAAACUGAUUCAUAUCUCAUUAUAGUUGGUGUUAGAGAGGACAAGGGUUGGUUUGACUUGUUGAAUGAUAUACCUGUAUUUAAGCUUAGAUCACCGAGCUGCUGUGCCUAACAACUACCACCCCAUGGCAGAGAGAGCAAUGAUGCAGGAGGGAAGAGCAACCCCUGACCAGACUCUCUCUACAGCGCCCCAUGUGUUCCAGAUGAGUACUAACGCUGUCCCACCCAGAAGGACUUUGGUUGAGAGGGGGGCAGAGGCAAUGCCAAUUCCAACAGGGGCAGGUAAUGAAAUGCUGGACACUGUUUUGACCCACGAACAACUUUUAGCAACAUACUUCUACGUAAGAUGUCUGCUGGAUGAAGCCGAGCAGCGUGCCAAGGCUGGCAGGGUCCCAAGACCACAUGAUGACAUCACUGAGGUCCAAGCUGAGUUCCAGUCUGCAGAAGUGAGCCUUCAGGUACAGGGAGUGGGAAGUACAUCAAUUGACUCUCUUAACAGGCGUCCUAUGUCCACUGGAGAGACCCUCCAUGAGCAGCCAAACAAGCUCCCAGAGGGGGGUGUCGACACAAGGGUGUAUCUACUGACUGAAAAAGGACUGAAGGAUCUCGUGAGAGAAGUUGGAAAAGGAGCUCGCAAAGAAUGCAAGAAAGGAAAACAAUCUUCGACCAUCCCCCUUCCAACUGCCUCAUGCGAUCCACCUACUGGCCAGGAAGAUUGGCCGCCCCCUUACGAGUGGGGGAAUGGAGGUCAAAGGGUAAUGACAGAGGCCAGGCUGUCCCGAGGAAACCCCACCCUGCAACAAGGUAAAAAAGUACGGUUUUGCUGGGGAUGUGGAGAAAGUGGACAUUAUAAGCAGUCCUGCCCCGGCCAAAGACAGAAUGACACCCCAGUCAGAGUUCCAGUGACGGAGGGCAGUGGGCAGCCACCUAGAGCAAGUUACGUAUGGGCACAGCCACAAGCGGAGUUAAUGCCGCCGCCAUGCUGCCAAAGGGCUCUAACACAUCUGAGACGGCACACCAUACAUGAUAAUGCAAAACCAGACGAAUGUUGUUUCAGGAACCCAGUGGUGUGAAUGAUUUGCUGUGGUGGACAGGACUAAAACAGGUACAGUUAUUAAAGUUUGAUUAAACAUCCCCAAACUCUGCUUGAAAUUAGGAGAUUUAAAGAAGAGGUAAAAAUAUUAUGAAAUAUGUGAAGGAAUAUGAAGAAUUUGGGUUG